Molecule: messenger RNA, 816 nt
Organism: Symbiodinium necroappetens
Lineage: Eukaryota; Dinophyceae; Suessiales; Symbiodiniaceae
Source: the annotation of a GenBank genome assembly
GCCUCGCGGAUUCCUCGCUUCGACGCGGUGUUGACCGUGCGGAUUUGGGCCGUCGCCUUGGCACUUCCGGCGCGACCCUUCCGCUGUCGCUCCUGCUUCCGGGCCAGUGGACACGGCGCGCUCCAGGCCUGCUCCGUCUGCGGCGAGGCUUACUUCUGUGCCACUUGCCGCCAGUCUGCUGAGACAGAGGAAAAGCACAGGCACGAGUGCCUGCUGCUUCAGCGCCUGGAAGGCUUCAGCUCCAAGGAGGUUCCGACGGAAGUGCGUGCGAACGUGGCCUUGCUCAUUUCCUUGCAUGCCUUCCUUCAGACUGAGCCAAGAGGCAACGUGAGCGAUCUGCUCGACUUGGUGCAAGAGCCGCUGUCGCGACCGGGUGCCCGGCGCCGCGCGCGGCUUCGGGCCGCGGCUGCGAAGCUCUUCCUGGAGAUCCUCGAGGAGACGGCGGAGACGGCUGACAAGAAAGCGGAGAGGAGGAGCCUUUAUGCAGCGGAAGUCCUCACCGCCGCCUUAGCGGCUCUGCCGCUGAACGCCUUUGGUUUGGGACCAGAGGGUCGAGACGGCCACGGUCUCGCCCCGGCCGCUUCGUACAUCAACCAUAGCUGCGUGCCCAACUGUGUCGAACAGAUUGGCGAGGGAUGUGUUCGCUUCUUCGCGCUACGUGACAUCGAGCCGGGCGAAGAGAUCACGUUUGCAUACCUGGACCUCAGCUUGCCGCUGGAGGAUCGGAAACGCCUUGUGAAGACCAGCUGGGACUUCUCCUGCGACUGCGCUCGCUGCCGACUCGGGCCGGGCGCAGAAAGCCAAGAGAAGCCGUGA